AUGCUGCCCCUGCUAGCCGCGCUGCUGGCCGCCGCCUGCCCGCUGCCGCCCGCCCGCGGCGGGGCUGCGGACGCGCCGGGCCUCCUCGGGUCGCCCCCAAACGCCUCGGUCAACGGGUCGUCCCCGAGCGAGCCUCUCGCCCCGCGGGUGCUGGCCUCGGUGGCCCCGGGGUCUCCGGAAUCCCCAGGCCCAGAAGAGGCGGCGGCAGCGCCGUGCAACAUCAGCGUGCAGCGGCAGAUGCUGAGCUCGUUGCUGGUGCGCUGGGGCAGCCCGCGAGGCUUCCAGUGCGACCUGCUGCUCUUCUCCACCAACGCUCACGGCCGCGCCUUCUUCGCCGCCGCCUUCCACCGCGUCGGGCCGCCGCUGGUCAUCGAGCACCUGGGGCUGGCGGCUGGAGGCGCGCAGCAGGACCUGCGCCUCUGCGUGGGCUGCGGCUGGGUGCGCGGCCGCCGCCCGGGGCCCCUCCGGCCCGCCGCGGGGGCGCCCACCGCGCUGCCUGCCUACCCCGCGGCCGAGCCCCCUGGGCCUCUGUGGCUGCAGGGCGAGCCGCUCCAUUUCUGCUGCUUGGACUUCAGCCUGGAGGAGCUGCAGGGCGAACCGGGCUGGCGGUUGAACCGCAAGCCAAUCGAGUCCACGCUGGUGGCCUGUUUCAUGACCCUGGUCAUUGUCGUGUGGAGCGUGGCCGCCCUCAUCUGGCCGGUGCCCAUCAUCGCCGGCUUCCUGCCCAACGGUAUGGAGCAGCGUCGAACCACCGCCAGCGCCGCCGCGACCGCCCCCGCUGCAGUGCCGGCGGGGACCACCGCGGCCGCCGCGGCCGCUGCGGCCGCUGCUGCUGCCGCUGCCGUCACUUCGGGGACGACGACCAAAUGA
Messenger RNA from Chrysochloris asiatica (Cape golden mole), 870 nucleotides. RefSeq names its product transmembrane protein 158 (gene TMEM158). The transcript has a single exon. Bases 1 to 870 code for a protein of 289 amino acids. Lineage: Eukaryota; Metazoa; Chordata; Mammalia; Afrosoricida; Chrysochloridae. The record is from RefSeq and is a predicted model, not a curated record. Gene Ontology annotation, molecular function: peptide binding.